Molecule: messenger RNA, 1263 nt
Organism: Entelurus aequoreus (snake pipefish)
Lineage: Eukaryota; Metazoa; Chordata; Actinopteri; Syngnathiformes; Syngnathidae
Gene: fam204a
Product: family with sequence similarity 204 member A
Exons: 7
Coding region: 137-817 (226 amino acids)
Source: RefSeq, a predicted model, not a curated record
ACGUCAGCAUGUUUACCCGGAAAUGCGAACUUAUUUUCACGGCUGCUGGUUUAAUCUUGAAUUUGUCUGCAAUUUCUUCGCGUUUCAUUACAUUACAUGAAACUUGUAUGCAUUCCGUAACCUAAGGUAUGUUAAUAUGUACAGUGGUCUUCUGCCUAAGGGUUUAACAGAAGAAGAGCUGAGUCCAGACGACGAAGAAGAGGAGCAGGAGAAUAAAGCCGGAGAAGAGAGGGGGAGUCCUGCAAGGGACAAUGAUGGCUCUCUGGCAGGAACGCGAGCAAACGCUGUCAUCAAUGCCAGCAUCGAAUCGCCUAUAUGCAACCUGCCUGGUAUAUCCCAGGAAAUGUGGCAAAAAUUCAAUGAGCUCCGUGGAAAGAAAGAUGACAUGAAGACGCAGGGGAAAGGGAAAAGACGGCGACGCAAAAAAGGAACAAAAAGCGAAGAGCCAAUAGAGACAAGGUGUCAGUGGCAGGAGAAGUCGGAGAAGCACUGGGAUGGGCUUAAGCAGUAUUUUGGUGUAAAUGAUCGAUUUUAUCCCCCUGCAAGUUCCAACCCCCCACAGAAGUCCGGCCUAGAAAAGAGCAUAGAGACGGCCAUAGCUGAAGGGGACGUUGCAAAGGCGGAGGAGAUGAGCGACAGACUCGCCACUCGAGAGCUGGCUGUGAAAAUCGCUGAAGCCACUGGUUGCCGUGAUUAUGUGCAGUGCAAACAGGAAGAGGAUGCUUUGAGGGCAGCGAAGAAAAGGAAGAAACAAAUAGCUUGGGGGUUUGAGGCAAAAAAGCGUUGGGAAACCAAAAGCAACAUGGGCUACAUGUGACCAACAUGGAUGGGAAAAAGAUGUUGUAUUUUCACUUAAAGGACCCAUUGCGUCUAAAUGACUUACAUUUCACCAACGAGUUCACUUAUGUAUUUUUUGCUCCUGAAAAUUAAUCUGGCAUUCAUUUAGUGUGCUCAAAAAACCACCAGGUAGCAUCUGUAAGCAGAUAAUACGCACCAUGCUUUCUUUUUCAGACUUAUCAGGUCAGUAGUGCAUUCUUCGAGCAUUCCUCACUCAAGCUUCAAGUAAUGGAUAAGGCAAACAUUAACCCAGACCCACUAUAUGAGCAAAAAUAAAUAAAAAUUCCGGAAGGACUUCCCUGCUCUUCUAUUUCCUCUUACAUAGACACCAUAGCCUGUGUUUUCUCAUGGUCUUUCAGCAUUUUCUCAAGCAUCUUGACAAAUACAUCAGUAAAAGAAGUCACAAAAUAAAAUACUAGCAGCUUA